CCAAAGUAAAAACCGGUUUCAGUUCAGUGUCUCAAUGUGGUGAUACAUACCAGUCUACAUAAUGUCUAGGAUGGGGAAAGUUGUUCUAGUAACGGGGGCUAACAGCGGUGUAGGUCUGGCCCUUUGUGAGCGCCUCCUGAGCGAUGAUGCUCAGCUGCAGCUGUGUCUGGCCUGCAGGAACAAGCAGAAGUCUGAGGCGGCCCGUCAGGUCUUGCUCGACUCUCACCCUAAAGCUCAUGUUUCUCUCGUUCGGCUAGACGUGGCCAGCGUGCGCUCCGUCCUCAGUGCUGCUGAGGAGAUCCGGCAGAGAUACGACAGGCUUGACUACCUCUACCUUAAUGCUGGAAUCAUGCCUAGUCCCCAGGUGGAUUUCAGCGCUCUCUAUAAAGGCUUGUUUUCUGGUAAAGCAAUCCACAUGUUUUCGACGGGAGCAGGGCUACUGAUGCAGAAAGACACUGUCACGUCUGAUGGUCUACAGCAAGUGUUUGCUACCAACCUGUUCGGUCACUUCUUACUGGUUCGGGAAUUGGAGCCCCUGUUAUGUCAAACAGACCACCGCUCUCAGGUGAUCUGGACCUCGUCUAGCAAUGCAUGCCGUUCAGCUUUCAGUCUUGACGAUGUGCAGCACAAGGAAGGCCUAGAACCAUACAGCUCCUCUAAAUACGCAUCUGAUCUGCUGAGCCUGGCCCUGAACCGCCAUUAUAACAGCCAGGGUCUCUACUCAUCUGUGAUCUGUCCUGGACUGGUGAUGACUAACCUCACGUAUGGCAUCCUACCAUCCUUUAUCUGGACCCUUAUCAUGCCUUUAAUGUGGCUGAUAAGAAUAUUUACCAAUACAUUUACCCUUACACCUUAUAACGGGGCAGAGGCUUUGUUUUGGCUGUUCAAGCAGAAACCGGAGUCCCUGGAUCCAAUGGUCAAGUACCACAGCUUAACAUCCGGACUGGGAAACAGUUACACACAGACUCGUAAGAUGGAUAUUGAUGACACUAUGUCAGCAGCACUCUACCAGAAACUUCUAGAACUUGAGAAAAGAGUGAGAAAGAAACUGAAAGAUGAGGACUUAACAUGCACAAAAUAAAGAAACCAAUCAAACUUCAUUUAAGCUUUUAGAUUUAAGUAGCUAUAGUCUAUUUUAUAUAUUCAUAUAUAUUUAUAUGUGAUCAUGGGUUGAAAUAAACUUUCUUCAAGUGUACUGUAUUAUUUUGCAUGUACAUGUAUGAAUUAGCAUAAAAAUACAGGUGUGCCGUAUGUGGUUUCAUUUAAACCAGUCACAAAACCAUUCCAACAAUAAAAUAUUUUCAAUACCUC
Silurus meridionalis is the source of this 1311-nucleotide messenger RNA. It is a transcript of the gene hsd17b7, whose product is annotated as hydroxysteroid (17-beta) dehydrogenase 7. Bases 62 to 1081 code for a protein of 339 amino acids. Gene Ontology annotation, molecular function: 5-alpha-androstane-3-beta,17-beta-diol dehydrogenase (NADP+) activity; 3-beta-hydroxysteroid 3-dehydrogenase (NADP+) activity; estradiol 17-beta-dehydrogenase [NAD(P)+] activity. The record is from RefSeq and is a predicted model, not a curated record. Lineage: Eukaryota; Metazoa; Chordata; Actinopteri; Siluriformes; Siluridae. Gene Ontology annotation, biological process: cholesterol biosynthetic process. The transcript has 9 exons. Gene Ontology annotation, cellular component: endoplasmic reticulum membrane.